This is a messenger RNA of Rhipicephalus microplus (southern cattle tick), 1383 nucleotides long. RefSeq names its product zinc finger protein 277. Lineage: Eukaryota; Metazoa; Arthropoda; Arachnida; Ixodida; Ixodidae. The record is from RefSeq and is a predicted model, not a curated record.
GAGCCUUCCCAAGGCAUUGUUUGGAGGAAGCGUUGAUCACAAUUUCCUAUUGCACCACUAGCCACUGUAGCAGGUGUUCUGUGCUGUAGCUUGACGCACAUGUAGGUGGUGGGAUGGCUGCUUCAAUUGAGCCGCUGUUCUUACCUUCGAGAAACCAGGACAAAAAGGACACGAAUACGUCUGAGGUGGUUUGCGUUUUCUGCGACAUCUCGUUUCUUGUCGACAAAAGCUUCCAAGGUUUGUUGUCGCACCUGCUGACAGAGCACAAGCUUGUCGUCAGCAACUUUACCGGUGUUGCUGAUCCUCCAAGAUAUUUUGCGUACUGGAAGAAGCGAUUUCGGGAGGUGUCUGAUAUCGCAGACGUAUGCGUGACGAUGAAGACCAACAGUGGUGACGAUGAUGUCGGACCAAGGGAAACAUUCUUAUUGCUUUCUGAAAAACUGCCUGAAGACGAUGCCAUUCGCUGGAAACUGCGCAAGUCCAAACUGGACGAUGUGCUGGCAAGUCAAGAACUUGAAAGGACUGACACAUCCUUCAGAAGGACGUGCUUGUUUUGCAAGCAAGUUUUCACUGGAAACAGGGCCACGCUACUCAAUCACAUGGCUCGCGACCACAACUUUAGUGUCGGAAGACCUGAUAAUUUAGUGUAUGUCGAAGAGCUUCUGGACAUCUUGCAGGACAAGUUGAGCAACAUGCAAUGUUUGUACUGUGAGAAGACAUUCAAAGACUGGCAGAUAUUGAAAGAGCACAUGCGAAAAAAACAGCACAAGAAGAUAAACCCCCGGAACAAAGCCUAUGAUAAAUACUAUGUCAUCAAUUAUACCGGACAUGGAGGCCAGGAAUCUUUUGAGCAGGAUGAAGAUGUUGAACCAGUCACUGAUAAACCUGACGAUAUUGAGGACUGGGAGGAUGAAGCUGAAGAAACAAGGUUCAUAUGUCUGAUUUGCAGUGAAGCUUAUGCCAGCAUUCAGUCCAUCACAGGGCACAUGAAGGACAUUCAUAAAUUUGAUUUUAUGAAGAUACGAGAAAGACUUGGCUUUUACCAGCAAGUAAAGGUUAUAAACUAUAUACGAAAGCAGGUUUAUCUGAAUGUUUGUUUUGUGUGCUUGGGAAAGUUCCACAAUCAUCAUGAACUCCUGUCUCACAUUUCCUGCAGUGUGCAUGACAAUAAUGCCAUCAACAAGUCGUUCUGGGACCAACCACAAUUCUACUUUCCAACCUACGAGAAUGACCAACUGCUCUGUGCUCUGGAAGACAAAAGCCUACUGGAGGACCCUGCAGAUGAAGUGGUUGUGUCAGAGGACUGGUUGCCACCAAGUAGUGUAUUUGAGGCAGUUGAGAGUAGUGAAUGAUGCUGUAGAUAUAUUUGCUUGCAUACAAAAC